AAAGAAAAAUGGAUCUGAAAAUAAAACCGAAAGAAAAUUCUUUGGUCCUUUUUUCCCCUAAACAACGAUAGUAUGAAUGCAUGAGUAGAAGUGUAGAACUAGAAAAUUUUCCUUGGUGAUAACAAUUUUAUGCAUUCUCUUCUGCUUUUCACUUGUUGGUUUAUGAGAUAUGGCACCUGCAGGUAUAUUGAGCAAGUUGUGGAGCUUUAUUUCUUUCCUUCCAUUCUUCUUCUUGCUCUUUAUCCUUGGCAUCAUAAAAGGUGCACUGAUAGGUCCAAUUGCAUUUUCCAUUAUUGUCAUUGGAAAUUCUGCUGUUAUCAUUGGACUUUGGAGUGCACAUUUUGUUUGGACAUACUACUGUGUGGCAAGGUUGUAUUUUCUUUCCAAAUUGCAACAUUUAUGUUCUUCUAUUGAUCUUUCUCUUCAAUUUCUUUUCACCCUUUUGAAAACUUUGGCCUUUGACAAUAGAACAAAUAGGUUCGGACUGGUUUUCAAGCUUGUGGUGCUCAUGUGUUUGCCAAUUCCUCUGUUACUUUGGCCAAUAGUGGGUAUUGUUGGAAGCCUUUUAGGUGGAAUUGGAUAUGGGUUUUUUGCUCCUCUUCUUGCAACUUUUCAGGCUGUAGGGAAGGGAGAGAAUGUUAACCAGAAAUUUCACCACUGCUUCAUUGAUGGUUGUCGGUCAACAAUUGAAAGAAGCUACACAGUGGUUCAAGAUGUCACAGACUUCUGCUUUCACUCCUAUUUUUCAUACAUGGAUGAACUAAGAGAAAACUUACCCCAUCAUGAAAAGCCGUUAGAUAUCCAACUGUCAUUAUUGCCAUGUUGCUUGUUGGUGAUCAUGGUUGGCGUGCCAUUGGAUAUGGCUUUAAUCACAUGUAUUGCUAUAUGGAAGAGUCCAUACAUGCUGUUCAUAGGGUGGAAAAGGCUAUUAGAAGAUUUGAUUGGAAGAAAGGGACCAUUCUUAGAAACUGAAUGUGUCCCAUUUGCUGGCCUUGCCAUCAUUCUCUGGCCUUUGGCUGUUGUAGUGGCUGUAUUAGCAGCAACCAUUUUCAGCCUUUUUCUUGCCCUAUAUAGUGGAGUAGUUGUCCAUCAGGAAGACUCAGUGAAGAUGGGGUUUGCCUACAUUGUGUCUGUGGUUUCACUUUUUGAUGAAUAUGUAAAUGAUUUACUCUACUUGAGAGAGGGAUCCUGCUUUCCCAGGCCGAUAUACCGUAGAAACAAGAGUCAUACUAUUGAGAGGAAAAACCUUGGAGGAGGUGAUAAUGAUUUGAGAAAUUGGAGGGAUGGUUCACAAAAUUCGAAACAUGCCAUACAACAAUCCAGAAGUCUGAAAUGGAGAAUUCAGCAAUAUAGACCUGUGCAGGUAUGGGACUGGCUGUUCAAGUCAUGUGAGGUGAAUGGCAGGAUACUCCUCCGCGAUGGUCUUGUAAGUGUUGGGGAAGUUGAGGAAUGCAUUUUGAAAGGCAAUUGCAAAAAGUUAAGCAUCAAAUUACCGGCUUGGUCUUUGCUGCAAUGUCUUCUAACUUCUGCAAAAUCCAAUUCAGAUGGAUUGGUGAUCUCCGAUGACGUAGUGUUGACGAGGAUGAAUGGACCAAAGGAUGGAGUGUUUGAGUGGUUUAUUGGACCUCUACUGAUUAUAAAAGAGCAGCUAAAGAACCUUGAGUUGGAGGAAACUGAAGAGACUUGCCUGAAAGAACUAGUCAUGAAAUGCAAAAAUGAAUUGCCAGAGGAGUGGGAUAGCACUGGAUUCCCAUCUGAUGAUACUGUCAGGAGAGCGCAAUUGCAAGCCAUAAUUAGAAGGCUGCAGGGGAUUGUUGCUUCCAUGUCCCGAAUGCCAACUUUUCGAAGAAGAUUCAGGAAUUUAAUCAAGGUUUUGUACAUAGAAGCAUUGCAGGCUGGUGCUUCAGCUAGCCAUAUUGGAGGCACUCUAAUUCCCAAGCACAGGGAGAAGGGCUCAAUUCAAAGCAAAGACAAUGUUGAUGAACUUGAUGAACCCAGCAAUGAAUGUUGAACACAUCACAUAUAUAUGAAGAUGGAUAUAUAAGUAUGUCACACUUGAAGGCCAAAGCUUCUUGUAAAUUGAGAAGGAUUCAUAAUCUUUCUUCUUUUUUGUUAAUUUACUUUCCUUUUUAAGCCGUUUAUCUAUAUUCUCUUCAUAAAGAAAGAAGUGCACAAAUCAUCGAAAGGCAAAGCUACAUGCCAUUCCUUGUUUAAUAUAUAUACAUGUAUGCACAAGAAAUAAAUUAAAAAAAAUCAACAAAAUAUCUGCUACUGUUCUUGAUA
Glycine soja is the source of this 2283-nucleotide messenger RNA. RefSeq lists its product as uncharacterized. NCBI's taxonomy places the organism in Eukaryota, Viridiplantae, Streptophyta, Magnoliopsida, Fabales, Fabaceae. The transcript is spliced from 9 exons. The coding region runs from base 170 to 2011 and encodes 613 amino acids. The record is from RefSeq and is a predicted model, not a curated record. Gene Ontology annotation, biological process: vegetative to reproductive phase transition of meristem.